Molecule: messenger RNA, 1849 nt
Organism: Ananas comosus (pineapple)
Lineage: Eukaryota; Viridiplantae; Streptophyta; Magnoliopsida; Poales; Bromeliaceae
Product: protein GrpE-like
Exons: 7
Coding region: 482-1507 (341 amino acids)
Biological process (GO): protein folding; protein import into mitochondrial matrix
Cellular component (GO): PAM complex, Tim23 associated import motor
Molecular function (GO): protein-folding chaperone binding; adenyl-nucleotide exchange factor activity; protein homodimerization activity
Source: RefSeq, a predicted model, not a curated record
CUCGCCCCCUCCGGAAUGUUCGGCCCUCUUCCCCCCAAAAAAAAAAAAAUCACUCUGGUUUUGCCCUAACUUUCUUCUCACACCUGCUGCCCUCUCUCCCCAGAAACAAAAAAUCGCUCGAUCAAAAAGGUUUUGCCCCAACUUUCUUCUCACCCCUGCUGCGGGCUGCUGCCCUCUCUGCUACCGACCGCAGUCCCCAUCCCUUCCCCUCCGCCUCUUCCCUUCCGGCCGCUCGCCGAACGCCAUCGGAAGCCCCACAUCGAAGAAGAUCAGAUUCGACCGGAUCUCAUCCUCUACUCAACCUUCCCUUCCUUCCUUCCUUCUCUGAUCGGAGGGAUGCCCUAGUCGCCUCCGGGUUCUUCUCCGUCAGCUCGCCUGAGCCCCUUCGAAGGCGCUUCUCGUUGGACCCACCUGCCGCACCUCCUCCUCUCCACCUGCUGCUGCCACUUAUUCUCCUUCUAACUAGUUGUUACAGAAGAAGAUGAUGGCGUUUAGGGUUCUCUCGCGAAUCCCGAGGGGCGGCGCCGCCACCGCCGCCCACCGCGCGAUCAUGGCGGCAUCGCGGCCGGAAGCGGCAGGGAACCUCUCGGGUGGAGCCCCUCAGAUCAAGGUUCCAUACCAAUCAAACCGAAUGUUGAGCCAUUCAACUGUAGUUGAUUCAAUCUUUCAGCGAUUUGGGUUCUCAUCUACUGCAUCUCCUGAACCUACUGAAAAGGAUGCGAACCAAUCUCCCGGCCACGAUAAUACAUCAAAAGCUUCAUCAGAAGCGGUGCCCGACAUCGACCCUACCAAAAAGAGUAAUGGUUCUACUAGCCCAGGUCAAACACCAGAUGCAGGUCAUAGUUCGGAACCUGAGGAUCCAAAAUCCCACGACUCUCAUAAGAGGAGGAGGAAGAGUAGUACUAAACGAACUGCAUUUUCUGAUUCAGAUGCCGAGGGGGAGCUAUCUAUGGAUGAAUUAGUCAAGCUCGUAGCAGAGAAAGAAGAGCUACUGAAGUUAAAGCACAAGGAGAUUGAGAAAAUGCAAGAUAAGGUUCUUCGCAGCUAUGCCGAGAUGGAGAAUGUUAUAGACAGGACAAAGCGUGAGGCUGAGAACUCAAAGAAAUAUGCAAUACAGAGCUUUGCGAAGAGCUUGUUAGAUGUUGCGGAUAAUUUGGCUAGAGCUUCAUCUGUUGUGAAGGAAAGCUUUUCAAAGCUUGAUACAUCUAAAGACAAUGCAGGAGCUGUCCCUCUCCUGAAAACCCUACUUGAGGGUGUUGAGAUGACUGAAAAGCAACUUUCGGAGGUGUUUAGAAAGUUUGGAGUGGAGAAAUUCGACCCUACAAAUGAGCACUUUGAUCCGCAUAGGCAUCUUGCAGUUUUCCAAAUCAAAGAUGCUUCGAAACCACCUGGAACUGUAUCUGUUGUUAUAAAGACUGGAUACAUGCUGCACGAUCGCGUACUUCGCCCGGCAGAAGUUGGUGUAACCGAAGCCAAUAAUGAAACAGAUGAAAAUUCCAGUGAAUGAAUUGGAGGUUGGGCGGGGCCCGUAGUACUUCCUAUCAAACAUUUCUUAUAGUUGUAUACAGAGUUUUUAAGUUAACUCACUUUUCCGUAGUCGGCGAGAUCAUUUACCCGUAAGAUUAGGAAAGGAAAAUUUGACUGCUGAUCUUUUUUUGAAAGUUCGACACCGAGUCUGUUCACAAUUUUUGGUUCUUUAAUUGAAAUAAUCAGUUUUUACGAAACUCGCUCGUGCAGCUUUUGGAUAUGGAAAUUUCCUCACUAGACUCUAGUUGUCGCGGAAUAUUGUGAACAACAAUUCGAUGACUCUCAGAACACUCUUUUGAUCAAUCAUUUAUUUUUGUAGCAA